AGCUCUCAUCCUCUGCCCAGUCUCCGUUCCAGCCGUCGAGGGAUGCGAACUUGGGAAUGGAGUUGGCCCUCCCCAGCCCGGUGCUGACGGAGAGGACCAUCUGAGGCCAGCUUUGUUCGCGGGGAGGAGGGCGCUGGCCUGGCCUGCAUCCCCACCAUGUUCCUGCUGCUGCCUUUCGACAGCCUGAUUGUCAGCCUCCUGGGCAUCUCCCUGACGGUCCUCUUCACCCUCCUGCUGGUUUUCAUCAUCGUCCCCGCCGUUUUCGGAGUCUCCUUUGGUAUCCGAAAGCUCUACAUGAAAACUCUGUUAAAGAUCUUUGCGUGGGCUACCUUGAGGAUGGAGAGAGGAGCCAAGGAGAAGAACCACCAGCUUUACAAGCCCUACACCAAUGGAAUCAUUGCAAAAGACCCCACGUCACUAGAGGAGGAGAUCAAAGAAAUCCGCCGGAGUGGGAGCAGUAAGGCCCUGGACAACACUCCCGAGUUUGAGCUCUCAGACAUUUUCUAUUUCUGCCGGAAAGGAAUGGAGACCAUCAUGGACGACGAGGUGACCAAGAGGUUCUCGGCAGAGGAGCUGGAGUCCUGGAACCUACUGAGCAGGACCAAUUAUAACUUCCAGUACAUCAGCCUGCGGCUCACUGUGCUGUGGGGCUUGGGCGUACUCAUCCGCUACUGCUUCCUGCUGCCGCUCAGGAUAGCUCUCGCUUUCACGGGGAUCAGCCUCCUGGUGGUGGGCACAACGAUGGUGGGGUACCUGCCAAACGGGAGGUUCAAGGAGUUCCUGAGCAAGCACGUUCACCUCAUGUGCUACCGGAUUUGCGUGCGCGCUCUGACGGCCAUCAUCACCUACCACGACAGGAAGAACCGGCCUAGAAACGGCGGCAUCUGCGUGGCUAACCACACGUCUCCCAUUGACGUCAUCAUCCUGGCCAGCGACGGCUACUACGCCAUGGUGGGGCAGGUGCACGGCGGCCUCAUGGGAGUCAUCCAGAGAGCCAUGGUCAAGGCCUGCCCCCACGUCUGGUUCGAGCGCUCCGAAGUGAAGGAUCGCCACCUGGUGGCCAGAAGGCUGACCGAGCACGUGCAGGAUAAAAGCAAGUUGCCCAUCCUCAUCUUUCCGGAGGGAACCUGCAUCAAUAAUACAUCAGUGAUGAUGUUCAAAAAGGGAAGUUUCGAAAUUGGAGCCACAGUUUACCCUGUUGCUAUCAAGUGUGGACCCUUGGACAGCUGCCUCCUCUCUGGAACACGGGCACGGCCAUUUUCCUCCCAUCCGAGGCUGAAGAAAGCCCACAUGUGAUUAAGAACUUCUCCCUCCCAAGUAAUCUUCUAGUUUUUGUGACACCGUCAUUGGUAACCAAACUUGCAUAACUUCAGCAGUUUCCAAGCUCUCCCUGCAUUUCCAUCAAAAGGAAGGCAUUGUCUGAUCUGGAGGAAGGUAUUGCUGAUCUGAGCAUUGGCCUUGCUUUUCUCUCCACGGUGUCUGCCCAGCAUGGAGCAGAGACGCAGGCCUCAACAGAGGGCUCUCACAUGUGAGGUCAGGGUUUCUCUCCGGUCCUGCUGCGUGAACUGUGGCCGUGUUUGCUUCCCGUCCCACAUGAGAUCCAUUCUCCCACAUUUCCUGCUGGUGGUGUAACGUGAGGCCAGUACGCCUUCAGGGCUACAUUUCAAGUUUUUAGUUUCUAUAAGUAAGCCUGAGUGCCUUCAUUUCUGUAGUCGGGUCUGCAGUUAGGCACAAUUUUCUUAACUUUUACUCUGAGAGUCAUAGAAUGCAGGCUUGAAAGUCCUGAAAGAAAAGCACGCAGUUCAAACCCAGCCCCCCGAAGCGUAAGCGGGUGCGCUCGGGCAUCUCGGCCGGUGUCCCUUCCCGAGGACCCCAGGGCGCGCCCACCGUGGUGGCCACCGAGUCUCGUGGGGCCUCCUUUGCUUUUCCACUUGGAUCCUGGGUGCUUGUGCUGCGGUCACUCUCCGUCUAGCGUCGCGUCUGGGAGAGCCCCAGACCCUGUGGCGGCUCAGCCUUAUCCUUCUCAGGCUUUCUCCUUGAGGACGCGGCCCCGCUCCCUGCCUCUGUGUCCCCUCCCAUCCCGCCUGCCCCGCUGCAUUCAUGUUUGGGAGAAUGUGGGUCACAGCGCUGGCUGCGUCGCCCACGACAUGCCCCUUGCCGGGGCCUUCACCAGAGGGGCGGGCAGGGGACAGCGUCCGAUGGGCGCUCCCCUGGGGAAGGCCUCUGUGCCCGGCCGCCCAGUCGGCCUCUUGGCUUCUCACAGUCAGCGAGCCCCGUGAAGGGUCAGGACAGAAGCAGAGCUUCCUCGCCAUCUGCUCCCGGGUCUGGGCUCCAGAGGUGGGCUUUGAAGGCUGGCCGUCGCGUAAGGAGGUCUCUCUCUCUGGGGAGCUGCAUGUCGAAGUGCUUGUGAGUGUGUGACGUGACGGGAGCAGGUGUGGGCACUCUGGUGAUUGUUGACUCGGGGCUGGAUCUGUGGAGCCGUGGUCCUGUCCUCUGCACGCAGGUUGGCUUGAGGACCUAAACAGUAGAUGCCGGAUGCCCGUGAGGGAGACAGGACGCGGCGGGGAAGAGCCGCCUCCCUGCUCUGCCGAGGAGGCAGACGCUGCUGGAGGCCAGCGGUGCCCAGGGUGCGCUGACUGGGGAAUGUUCGGGUCGUAAGGCAGGGAGCCGUGUUCUCCCGCUGACCUCGCCCCGGUUGGGGGGCAGUAUUUGGAAAGUUUGCUGUUCACACACACACACACACACACACACGUAGAGCCUGUGCACACACACAUGCACACACACACUGUUGAUACACACAAACACACACGCACACACGCAGCCUGUUGACACGCAUAUUGUUGACACACACACAUGUGCACACACUGACACACACUCUUGCACGCGCGCACGCACGCACACACACCCCGCCCUGUCA
This is a messenger RNA of Bubalus bubalis (water buffalo), 2917 nucleotides long. It is a transcript of the gene GPAT4, whose product is annotated as glycerol-3-phosphate acyltransferase 4. The transcript is spliced from 10 exons. Gene Ontology annotation, biological process: triglyceride biosynthetic process. Gene Ontology annotation, molecular function: glycerol-3-phosphate O-acyltransferase activity. The coding region runs from base 157 to 1296 and encodes 379 amino acids. Lineage: Eukaryota; Metazoa; Chordata; Mammalia; Artiodactyla; Bovidae. The record is from RefSeq and is a predicted model, not a curated record. Gene Ontology annotation, cellular component: endoplasmic reticulum.